UUCGAUCCUCUUCAACAAUUACAAUAAUCAUCAAGCUUCUUCUUAUGUUCAUCCAAAUCCACAGCCAUAAAAGUAGCCAUACUUGAGUUUAGGUAGCCAGCAUGCAGGCCGGGAAGAACGCGAUGCAGUCGACCAAGGAGGCCGCGGCGAACGUGGGCGCGUCGGCGCGCGCCGGGAUGGACAAGUCCCGCGCCGCCGUGCAGGGCCAGGUGGAGAAGGCGACGGCGCGCAACGCGGCCGACAAGGACGCGGCGGAGGUGAGGCGGCAGGAGCGCCUGCAGGCCGCCGAGGAGGAGAAGCAGCACGCCAUGGCCGCCAACGCAGCCGCCAAGGAGCGCGCCACGGGCGGCGCCGGCGCGUACCACCCGUCGCAGGGCGCCCCCGGGGUGGACCCGCGUGCGGCGCAGCCGACGGGAGGGCACGUCCAGGACGGCGUCGCCGAGAGCCGGCCGGUCGGGACGGCCACCGGCACGGCGAGGCCCAGCGCCGCCCACAACCCGCACGUCGGCAGCGACUUCUCGCAGGCCCACGGCACCGGCGGCCAGUACCAGUGAUCUCAUUCUCAUAUCAAUGUGACAAUUUAUGAUCUACUAGUAGCUGUUCAUCAGUUCAUGUAGAGUUCACUUCGCUACUAUGAGUUGAUGGGGAAUAAAAUUGUACGUGUUAGAAGUGGUAUCAUGUUGUGGGAGAUGCUUAAUUAUGAAAUAAAACAGAGUACUCUCUUCGUUUCACAAUGUAAAUAAUGUAAAUAUAAGUCCUUAUAGUAUUUUUUAUAUUCAUAUU
Messenger RNA from Oryza sativa Japonica Group (Japanese rice), 783 nucleotides. RefSeq names its product 11 kDa late embryogenesis abundant protein. Lineage: Eukaryota; Viridiplantae; Streptophyta; Magnoliopsida; Poales; Poaceae. The record is from RefSeq and is a predicted model, not a curated record. Gene Ontology annotation, biological process: embryo development ending in seed dormancy.